Colletotrichum orchidophilum is the source of this 312-nucleotide messenger RNA. RefSeq lists its product as uncharacterized. The transcript has a single exon. Lineage: Eukaryota; Fungi; Ascomycota; Sordariomycetes; Glomerellales; Glomerellaceae. The annotation marks the transcript as partial. The record is from RefSeq and is a predicted model, not a curated record.
CCCUUGUGCUUGCCAUACGCACGCUGCAGAGGCACCAACACUGAGCUUGGACACCUGUCGGUCGUGUGCAGACAUCGGUGGCUCAGCGUGAUACGCGAGCUGGGGGAGGCGGAAGGUGCACCAUUUCGUUCCAACGACAAUCGCUCAAGACACCGGAGCAUAGUUCCCUUUCGCAAGCAAACAUUCAGGUCGUCCCGACAGACUGGUAACGAACGCCACUGGCACGCUUGUGGCCGGGCCUUGUUUCCUGAGGAAAUUCACGGCAGCGCGUCGCACCGUAUUAAAGGCAAAGAUAUCGCCAUGGUCGCAUGA